AUCUCUCACCGUGACAUCCGGACCGGCCCUCAAGAAUCGAGAGCCUCCGCAAACACAACCCGAGGGCUCAACGUCCCAGUCGAGUCUCUCAACACAUCCACCACCACACACACACACACACACACACACACACACACACCACAGCCAAGAUGCCCAACCUAGUCGCCAUCGACGUCUCGGUCACGGACGACCGGAUCCGGCUGGUCUUCUCGGACCGCGCCGUGGCCGCCGCCUACGCCGCCUAUCUCCGCGCCCAGGACCUGCGGCCGCCGCAGUACCAGACCAUUCCCGGCUACCAGCGCUCGCCCCAGCUUCACACCACCACCAAGGAGGUCAGCCUGUCGUUGCCCAACUUUAUCACCUGGUUCAUCACCUGCCGGCUGCCAGACGACGAGGACGCGGUAACCUUCACCUUCAUGGACGAGCACGAGGCCCACGCAGCGCGGUGGGCCGACGCGAUGCUGCUGUUCGAGCCCGCGCCGACGCCGCGGCCGCGGGCCGCCUCGACCUCGUCCACGGCCGUGGGCGACGAGGACGACGACGGCUACUACUACGACGACGACCACCACAACAAGAGCAGCAGCCUCCACGACAGUUUCCACAGCCACAGCCACAGCCACCACGACCACACGUCGUCGUCGAUGUCAUCAUCACCCGUCAAGCAGCUGCACGUCCGCCGCCUGUGGAACCGCGCGCGCCUGCUCAAGCGCCUCGAGGAGCUGCGCCGCCGCACCCCGACCGUCAGGAGCCGCGUCGGCAGUCCCGUCUGGGCCGCCAAUGGGGGCAUCGUCCAUGGCUACGGUGCCAACGGCGGCCGCAUGCCCGUCGGCAUCACCGUUCCUGGCGUGCAGAGGGGGGAUAUUUGGUGGUGAUUUUGGUUGGUGAUUUUGGUCCUGCAGCGGUGGUGCAACGGGUGAUCUUUUUUUUUUGGCUUCCGUUCCGUUCCCCGAAUAACUUUGACGUUGAUUUUCAAUGUCAACGUUACCUCGCCUCGUCCGGACGGCACGGGACAGGGUUGGUUUUUGGGUUCGGUCCAAUUUGGGGGCUUCU
Messenger RNA from Chaetomium fimeti, 1050 nucleotides. RefSeq lists its product as uncharacterized. NCBI's taxonomy places the organism in Eukaryota, Fungi, Ascomycota, Sordariomycetes, Sordariales, Chaetomiaceae. The coding region runs from base 150 to 872 and encodes 240 amino acids. The transcript is spliced from 2 exons. The record is from RefSeq and is a predicted model, not a curated record.